This is a messenger RNA of Zea mays, 972 nucleotides long. RefSeq lists its product as uncharacterized. The record is from RefSeq and is a predicted model, not a curated record. The transcript is spliced from 2 exons. Lineage: Eukaryota; Viridiplantae; Streptophyta; Magnoliopsida; Poales; Poaceae. The coding region runs from base 420 to 644 and encodes 74 amino acids.
AAACCAAACGCCAUGUUUUUCUCAUUAUUUACAUUUGACCACACACACAAAAACAUAUAAAUCUUUAACCCACAGCAUAACUUGGCGCCUUCUCUUAAAAGAGAAGAAACUUAUUGGGAACUAACCUUACAAUCAAACAAAAUAACACCCUAGCCAUCAAAAUCAGCUGAAGUGCUGAACUGCUACUAGUAGUAAAGAGAUGACACUUAGAGUCAUGUGAAGCCUAACAAAAUUUGAAUGAAGAAAGAGAACAAGGCAAUUCUUCAAAAGAGGAGAAUCGGAUGCUUGAUUAUCUAAAAAUAAUAAUCUUUCUGAAGUAAAUAUCCAUUGUGCCUAUAAAAGAAGGCAAGAAAACACCACAGCUGCAUACCAACCUACAAUUGUCACUUCCAUUUUCUCAAUACCUUAAGCAAGGACCAAUGUCUCAAGCCCAGCCCCCUCGUUCCCAAGCCCAGUGGAAACACGUUAAAUUUCAGGAUAACCAAGCUAAUGCCAUGAAGGAACCAGGAACCGGUGGGUAUGGCUAUGGGACGAAAAAUGACAAGAAUAAGGAUGUGGAUACAAUAGCUUCGGACUUCAUCAAGCUGAAGCACAAGGCUUGGGCACUCCAGAAGAGCACAACCAUGUACCAACCUUCUACCUAAAGCCUUGGAUAUUUGCGGAUGCGGAGUGAAGUUACCAUGGCAUCCUUGCUAAGAAUAAGAAAGUAAUGUGGUUAUGAGGAGAUGUGUAAUUUUGUGGCGAUAUUAUUUGCAACAAUGAUGUAUAUAUGGGCAUGUUUGGUUCACGGCUAACUGUGACACACUUUGCCUAAGGUUAGUCGUUCGAAUUGAAGAACUAACCUUAGGCAGAAAAAGUUAGGCAAAGUGUGGAAAUUUAUGCAGCAAACCAAAUAGGCCUAUAGUUUUACUGCUAGUUAAUUUGCUUCUAUUUGGAAAUCGGAAUAGUAAAGCAUCGAGCAAGGUUUUCAAA